This is a messenger RNA of Acromyrmex echinatior (Panamanian leafcutter ant), 1165 nucleotides long. It is a transcript of the gene Hlc, whose product is annotated as putative ATP-dependent RNA helicase DDX56. Gene Ontology annotation, molecular function: nucleic acid binding; ATP binding; RNA helicase activity. NCBI's taxonomy places the organism in Eukaryota, Metazoa, Arthropoda, Insecta, Hymenoptera, Formicidae. Gene Ontology annotation, cellular component: cytosol. The record is from RefSeq and is a predicted model, not a curated record.
UUUUACUCUGCUUGAACACGUGCACGUGUGUUAACGAUUGAAUAUUGAUGAAAUGUUUGUAAUUAAUAAUAAGAUCUAAAUAAUUUAUAAACGUAUCUGAACGAGAUGGAAUUGAAUGAAGAAAUUGAACCAAAAUUAAAAAAAUUUCACGAACUUGAGUUGGAUGACAGGAUAUUAAAGGCUAUCACGAAACUAGGUUGGAUGGAACCUACAUUAAUACAAGACAAAGUGAUACCUUUGUUAUUGGAAGGAAAGGAUCUCUUAAUCAAGGCUCGUACAGGUUCAGGUAAAACUGCCGCCUUUGUAGUACCGCUUAUUCAGAAAAUAUUGAUAAACAAACGGAUACAAGAGAAACAGGAGAUCAAAGGCCUGAUCAUCGCACCUAGCAAGGAAUUGUGCAGGCAAAUUCAUGAUGUUAUUGUGAGCUUAACGACAAAAUGCUGUAGGGAAGUCAGAACAAUUGAUCUUAGUUUACAAACGGAUUUAAAUGCGCAAAAACUUUUACUGAGAGAUAUGCCAGAUAUUGUUGUGGUUACACCAGGUCGAUUGCUACAGCAUUUAAAAGCAAAAAAUUUAAUGCUGAAACAUAGUCUCGAUACAUUAAUAAUUGAUGAAGCUGAUUUGCUAUUUUCAUUUGGAUACGAAAAGGAUUUAAAAGCUGUAUUAGCUUAUCUACCAACGGUAUAUCAAGCGGUUUUGGCUUCUGCUACAUUGUCUGAAGAUGUUCAAAGUUUAAAAAAAUUAAUUCUUCACAAUCCUGCAAUUUUAAAGUUAGAAGAGCCACCAUUAGCUCCUCCUACACAAUUGGCUCACUAUACUUUGGCUGCAGAAGAAAAUGAUAAAGCUGCCAUUUUAUAUGCUUUAUUAAAACUACAUUUAAUUAGAGGCAAAUCUAUAAUUUUUGUACAUACUGUGGAUAGAUGCUAUAAAUUGAAAUUAUUCUUAGAGCAAUUUGGUAUUCCAACUUGUGUUUUAAAUUCCGAGUUACCAGCAACUUCAAGAUGUAGAGCGGUUUCACAAUUUAACAAUGGCACUUAUGAUAUUAUAAUAGCAUCAGAUGAGAAAAUAUUGGAAGAGGUAAUCUGAAAUGAUAUUGGACAACGUCUACGAAUCAAAAAGAAGAACGCUAUUAGAAGCAAUGUUUGGAAAAUAAUUUUCUUCUAAU